Messenger RNA from Fusarium coffeatum, 4998 nucleotides. RefSeq lists its product as uncharacterized. Gene Ontology annotation, molecular function: protein binding. The transcript has 3 exons. Lineage: Eukaryota; Fungi; Ascomycota; Sordariomycetes; Hypocreales; Nectriaceae. The coding region runs from base 1 to 4998 and encodes 1665 amino acids. The record is from RefSeq and is a predicted model, not a curated record.
AUGCCACUAAUAGAGAUUGUACGGCUACCUGGCACGCAGGAUCAGGUUAAUAAAACCUCGGAUAGUAAUACUGUGGCGAGUUCAAACUCCGACGACCUCUCGACUUCUUCAUCUCUCGCCCAGCGUCUUUUUCUUAAUGGUUUUGCUCGGACUGAUUCCGACUACAUCAGCAAAGGCGAAGCUUUGCGACACGCCACUGAAGCAGGCUCUACCUAUUUAGUCAGACAACUCCUUGACAGUGGAGCUGACGUUAACCAAGUAGGAAAUAGUGGUUGGACUAGCCUCCAUCUUUCCGCUCAAGGCAGAUACUCUUAUGAGGUACUGGAUAUGUUAGUUACGGCUGGAGCGGAUUUGGCAGCGACAGACCAAACAUAUGGUCUUACGGCGCUUCACUGCGCGGUUCUUACUGAAAGCCCAGAUACUGUCCGUCUCCUGAUCUCACGAGGUGCAGAUAUCAGUACUCGAAGCAAGGAAGGCUGUCAUCCUUUGCACUAUGCCGCGGACCAGGGAUGCGUUGAAAUCAUCCAGGUCUUGAUUGAUGCCAACGCUGAUAUCGAAUGCGUCGACGAGAGCGACGCCACUCCAAUGCAUCAUGCAUGUACCCAUGGACACCCGGACGCAGUACGGCUCCUGAUUGACUGUGGCGCCUUGAUCUCGUCAAGAACUACAGAUGGUGAUACGCCCUUACAUAACGCUGCUUCAAAUCGAAGAUGUGAGGUUGCAACUCCCCUCCACGUUGCUGUCUCUACAAAUUCCCUGACUACAGCGCAGAUCCUGCUACACCAUGGCAGCGACAUUGAGUCAAAAGAUGAAGAUGGCGAUACGCCUCUGGUAGUAGCAGUCCUGUUCAGCUUUAUUGAAAUGACCACCUUGCUACUGAAGAACGGUGCAAAUAUAGAGAUGGCACAACUCUUGGUUGAGAAAGGCGCUGAUCUUGAAGCGAGAGAUGAAAAUGGUCGAACAGCAGUGUUAGCGGCCGCUGCCGAAGGAAAAUUGGAGGUAGUUCGCUUCCUGGUCGAUCAAGGUGCUGACGCAAAAGUGACAUGCAACGGGGAUAAUUGCAUAUACCUUGCAACCCAGGCGGAGAGCAAACCCCUGAUACGACUAUUCGCUGGUCAAGGGGUCCCCAUUGACUCUCCUUCUGAGCUGGGACAUACGGCAUUGAUGCAAGCAGCUUACAGUGGCAACACGGAGAUUGUUUCUCAAUUGCUUCGACUGGGUGCCAAUGUCGAUGCACAGGAUACGGACGGUUGGACACCGUUACACUAUGCUUCAAGCGAAGGUCAUGAACGGGUCGUCGAGAUAUUACUCGAAAACAGGGCGAAUCCUACCAUAGCGACACAUGUAUCAGGUGACCGCGCUUAUGAGCUAUCUCGAAACCAAAAUUAUGACAACAUCACGGCACGGCUUAAGGAAAGUGUACCUAUUUCUCUGGUUGCACAAGAAGAGUCUGAUGCAAGAUCUGUUACUGCAUUGCUGAACGCAGCAGAGAGUGGUCACUUGGCCCGAGUUAUUCAACUACUUGACGAGGGAGUCGACGCCAACUCGCUUGAUAUAGACGGUCGCAGUUCUCUCUCUCUUGCUGCAGAGCACGGAUGGAUCGAUGUUAUUUUGAAUCUCACAGGCAGGAAUGCAGACUUAGAUUUGAAAGAUGUCUAUGGUGGAUGUCCCCUCUGGUGGGCUGCGAGAAACGGCCACCAGGCUAUCGUUGAGCACUUAAUCAAGCAAGGAGCUUGCAUUGACAGUGUGGAUUUGGAUGGACAAUCUUCUUUAUCCGCAGCAUCACAGCAUGGUCAUUGGUCAACAGCUAAAACCCUCAUCAAUAAUGGAGCCAACCUCAACUCUUCCACUUGCUAUGGCAAGGCGGCCCUACAUUUUGCGUCAGCGGCUGGUAAUCUGGACCUGGUGAAGCUGCUACUGGAAUCAGGGGUCCAUGUCAAGUAUAGGACUCCUAAGGGUGAUUCUGCUAUGUGUUUGGCAGAGAAGUAUGGUCAUCUAGAAGUGGCGAAAACUAUCGAAGCUCACUCAAUACGACGUGAAAUUGAGCCAGACAAGCAGAUUACUACCGGCGAAGAAACGUCUAAUUCAGGACAGUCGAUCGAACUUACGCCUGCUAUUGAUCGCCAGUACUAUUCUGCGUUGGUGGAGGCCUCAAAAGACGGACGGUUGUUGAUGAUCGACUUUUUACUCAAAUCAGGACUUAGAAUUGACAAUCACGACCAUGGAAGGAGAGCUCUUUAUGAAUCUGUUUCUCAUGGCCAUGCUACAGCAGUUUCAGCACUUAUCAAACAUGGAGUCGACUUUCACCUUCGGGAUCCAGAAGGCCGCAGCUUCAUGUGGCUGGCCGCAUCUCAAGGUCACACGGAUGUUGUUGAAAUACUUCAUCAAUCUGGAGUUAGUCUACAUGAGACAGACAACGAGGGGCGAAGUCCAAUUUUGGAAGCUACACGGAAUGGUCACGAGACAUGCACGUCACUUCUGCUUCGUCUUGGAGCAAAGACAGAAUCAAGGGAUCUCCAGGGCCAAGGACCACUUUGGCACGCAGUCAACCGCGGUCAUGGUGUGAUUGCUGGACUCUUAGUUGAGUAUGGAGCCAAUAUAGAAUGUUCUGACCUAAAGGGCUACACACCUCUCAUGGUAGCUGUACAAAAGCGAGAUCGUAUACUAGCAAAGCUCUUGCUCGAGGCAGGGGCCAAGAUGAGACCAGAACCUAUCCGUAACUACUCGCCGUUAUGCUGUGCAGCAGAUAAUGGUGAUGAAGCUAUCGUGGAUUUACUUCUUGAUCACCAGGCGGAGCUUAAUUACCUUUCAGAUAAUAAGCGGACUGCACUCCAUCUUGCGACACUUGCUGGAAAUACUAUGGUUAUCAGGAUGUUGAUAGAAGCAGGUGCAAAGGUUGGACUACGGGAUGCUGAUGGCAGGACAGCCUUAUCGCUAGCGAAGGAGGGCACUAAUGAUUCAGCUGUGAGAUUACUGAGUCAAGCUGGUCGCUUACGCCAAUCCAGCCAUAAAACCGAAAGCCAUGGAAAAAGAGCUUCAUAUCAGUAUCAGGCUCUCGACAAGAAAGAUCACAUCCGUGUCCUUGAACUGCACCCCGGGUCUCCUGGCGACAUACUAUGCUUUGAUCUGACUCACGUCCAGCUUGGAUUCAAUGCCUCAUUCGAAGCCCUGUCUUACGAAUGGCGUGACAAGCACGGAUCAGUCCCAGUUCAAUGUGACGAUAAACAAAUUCUUAUUACCCCUAACUGCAAAGCGGCAAUGGAGACUCUUCGAUUGCGUUCGAAGCCAAGGUAUUUAUGGAUUGACGCUAUAUGCAUUAAUCAAAAGGAUGACCAGGAGCGAAACCAACAAGUGGCUAUUAUGGGAGAUAUCUUUUGCGCGGCAGACAAGGUCCUGAUGUGGCUCGGUGAAGAAACGGAAACAACCCAGGAGGCUUUCGAAGCAAUUCCAGCAAUGGCCGAAGCCCACCGUAUGAUUCUCAAAAAGGAAGGAAUGUUGAGCAGUCGAUCGAAAAUAGAAGGGGACCCGAUUGAGCUGAUGGAGGAUCUGCUACUGGUGGAAGAGAUCUUUGAGGGCUUCAUGGACCUAGUAACUCGACCAUAUUGGACUCGAGCUUGGAUCUUCCCUGAAAUCAUCAUCGGUAGUUCUAAAGGCAUUGCCAUGUGUGGGAGUCAGUCUUGCUCCCAGGUGAUGAUGUUGAACGCCCUGCGGGCUUUUGAGACAUAUCCCUCUACUCCGAAGUUCCCAGUAUCUUACAUGAUGUCGCAUGAAUUCAAAACCUCAGAGGAACAUGGGUUUUCAGAGGAACAUGAAUCUUCGGAAGAAGAUCAAAGUUCGGAGGAUGAUGAAGACUCAGAUGAUCAGAGGACGCUGGGAAAAUUGGUUAUGACACUCCACCAGCUGAACGCCACUGACCCCCGCGAUAAAGUGUUUGCUGCUUUGGGGCUCGCAUCAACCCGGAAGAAGCUGGUCGACCGACCCGUUGCCGAUUACACUAUGACUGUAGCGGAGGUCUACGUAAAUGCUACUCGCUACAUUUUCGACAUAGAUGGUAUUACUUACGCUUGGCAACUUGGCAUCCGACGUAGCACCAAAACGACACCCGACCUACCUUCAUGGGUCCCUGAUUUCAGGUCGAGAACAGAGGGAAUACAAGAAAAUCCUUUCAAGGACUCGUUCCUGAUGUCGAGACUGAACAUUAUGGAAAAUCCAAUUACAACAGAAACUUCUCUUCAUAUCGGAGGUUGUAUUGUCGAUAAAGUUAUUCUUAAGUGGACAAUAACAAAAGACAUGGACCUCGGUGAAUUUCUUUCAUCAGUCGUCCAUGCACUCGCGAGGCAUAACUAUUGCAUCUUCGAUAAAUACCCAGAUAGUUGGCAGUCACAUCAUUACACGCAAGUGUGGAAAGGCAGCCGUCUUGCUAUGCCGCGAGUAUCUCUACUGACUGGGAUAGAGGAAGAGAGACUCGAGCCACAAAUACUCGACAGAACUUACGCUAGGGCACUUAUAGAUACCCUGAUGGACUUCAACGAGCAUCCUUCUAUGACAUAUGAGGAGCUUACAUCGAUAGCUGUUGGGUUUCUGGCUUUUGUGCUGUUGGUAGAAGACGAACAACUACCGGGUGUCUUGGAGCAAACACCUGAUUACGCGGAGCAAGCCAGCGAAAUGUGGUUUGAUCGACUUGAUAAUGAACCGAAGUCCAGAGACUCCGGUCUUACUAAUGGCGAGUUGAUGGAGAAGAUGUUGAGAUACGGUGCAGAUAUAGUCUUUACAGAGAACGGCUACUUUGGGAUUACAAAUGGUGGUGAAGCUUCAGUAGACAUGGUAGUGGCAACGCUGGGCGACGAGGAUGUCUUCCGACUACUGAGAAGGGGAGCUGGGCCAGAGCGGUAUUAUGAAUACGUCGACGAGCUCUUUUUCAACUUCCUCGGCUUUGGAUGGGACGGCAUACCGGGUAGGUUUAAGGAUAUAAAGAUAGAGAGGUUAGAGAUUCGCUAA